Messenger RNA from Pimephales promelas (fathead minnow), 3190 nucleotides. It is a transcript of the gene gclc, whose product is annotated as glutamate-cysteine ligase, catalytic subunit. Gene Ontology annotation, molecular function: glutamate-cysteine ligase activity. NCBI's taxonomy places the organism in Eukaryota, Metazoa, Chordata, Actinopteri, Cypriniformes, Leuciscidae. The record is from RefSeq and is a predicted model, not a curated record. Gene Ontology annotation, cellular component: glutamate-cysteine ligase complex. Gene Ontology annotation, biological process: glutathione biosynthetic process.
AUCAUCAUCAUCAGCGCACAACAAAGAGGAAGAAGGAAUUGCUGAGUCAUAAUAUGAUGACGUGAACGCAACGACACGGUCACGUGUUGUCAGUGCAGGCAAAGUGUGUGUGCGCGCGAGGACAGGACUGACAUAACUCGCGCACUCCGAUCAAAUAUCAACAACUCGCAACAAGCUCGAGGCCGUUUCAUCCGCGAGUUCCAGUCAAACCUUCCCUCGAGAAAAGCGCCUGGAAACAAACCCGAUUCAGUCUCGACUUAAAAACGAGCCGUUGAAGGGCCUAGCGCGCGCGCUCGCCCGCAUAUAUCAGCGUUUAAAUAUCAAUAUCACGAAACGCGUGACGCGGCGGCGGUUGAAGUUGCCAGUUGAAGUCCGUAUUCCGUAAAUACUCAUAAGACGGGGUUUGUAGGUUUGUGAUAUGGGCUUGCUGUCACAAGGCUCACCGCUCAACUGGGAAGAGACCAAGAAACAUGCUGACCACGUUAGAAAGCACGGCAUCCUUCAGUUCCUCAACAUCUACAACAAGGUGAAGGAGCGACAGAAGGAUGUGCUGAAAUGGGGAGACGAGGUGGAGUACAUGUUGGUGGAAAUGGACGACAAACAUGAGAAAGCCCGUCUGGUUCUGAACGGGAAGGAGGUUUUGGAAAUCCUGCAGGAAAAGGGGGAAAAGAUCAACCCCAACCACCCGACGCUGUGGAGGCCGGAGUACGGGAGUUACAUGAUCGAAGGCACGCCGGGUCAGCCGUACGGCGGCUCCAUGUCGGAGUUCAACACCGUCGAGGACAACAUGGGGAAGCGGAGGAGAGAGGCGUCGUCUGUGCUCGACCUCAACCAAACUCUGCUCACAGUCACCGCCUUCCCCAGGUUAGGCUGCCCAGGCUUCACGCUGCCUGAACACACACCCACACCUGUGGAAAAAGGAGUGUCGAAAUCGCUUUUCUUCCCCGACGAGGCCAUCAACACACACCCGAGAUUCAGCACGCUGACCAGAAACAUACGCCACCGCCGCGGCGAGAAGGUGGCCAUUAAUGUACCCAUUUUUAAGGAUAAAAACACGCCAUGUCCGUUUGUGGAGACGUUCCCGGAGGACGACGGAGAGGCGGCGCGGGCCGCCCUGCCCGAUCACAUCUACAUGGACGCCAUGGGCUUCGGCAUGGGGAACUGCUGCCUGCAGGUGACCUUCCAGGCGUGCAGCAUCAAGGAGGCGCGCUACCUUUAUGACCAGCUGGCCGUGUUCUGUCCAAUAGUGAUGGCUCUCAGUGCCGCCUCUCCGCUGUAUCGCGGACUGGUUUCAGACAUCGACUGCCGCUGGGGUGUGAUCUCUGCGUCUGUGGACGACCGGACCCGAGAGGAGAGAGGCCUGGAGCCGCUGAAAAACAACAAAUUCAAGAUCAAUAAAUCGAGGUAUGAUUCGAUCGACAGCUACCUCUCCUGCUGCGGCGAGAAAUACAACGACAUUGAGCUGACCAUCGACGAGGAGAUCAACAAACAGCUCCUCGAUGCAGGCAUUGACAAACUGCUGGCCCAGCACAUCGCACACCUCUUCAUCCGAGACCCGCUGUCGCUCUUCCAGGAGAAGAUUCACCUGGACGACGAGAACGAAUCGGACCACUUCGAGAAUCUUCAGUCAACCAACUGGCAGACCAUGAGGUUCAAGCCCCCGCCUCCGAACUCCGACAUCGGGUGGAGAGUCGAGUUUCGCCCCAUGGAGGUCCAACUCACAGAUUUUGAGAACUCCGCGUAUGUCGUAUUUAUCGUUCUCCUCACCCGUGUGAUCUUGUCCUAUAAGCUGGAUUUCCUCAUUCCAUUAUCAAAGGUCGAUGAAAAUAUGAAAGUUGCUCAGAAGCGAAAUGCCGUGCAAGAAGGCAUGUUUUACUUUCGGAAGGACGUCUUUAAAGGCUGUAACCCGAUGUUGGACCCGCCGUCCGCGGCUCAGAACGGGGUGGAGAGCGAGGCGAGCGACGGGGAGGAGUUCACACUCAUGAGCAUCGACACCAUCAUCAACGGGAAGGAAGGGGUGUUUCACGGGCUGAUCCCGAUGUUGAACAGCUACCUGGAGAACAUGGAGGUGGACGUCGACACGCGAUGCACAAUCCUCAACUAUCUGAAACUCAUUAAGAAGCGCGCCUCCGGUGAGCUGAUGACUAUGGCGAAGUGGAUGAGGGAAUUUGUGGCCAAACAUCCUCAGUACAAGCAGGACAGUGUCAUCACGGACAAAAUCAACUACGACCUGCUUCACAAGUGCGACCGAAUCGCCAAGGGGGAGGAGAAGUGUCCCGAGCUGAUCGGAGAGCCGGUUAACAGAGGGAAAUAAAGCCCGCUCCAAACCAACGCGAAUCAGACAUAUAUAAAAAAAUAAAUAAACAAAAAGCUGCUUUGCAUGAGAGCGAAAGACCAAGUAUGUGAUGGCAGUCCAGAAAAAUACUACAACUUCUAAAUAGCAUGUGUUGAUUGCUGAGGUCGGCCAAAGGUUUGUUGAAUUUGUAAAUAGGAGAUUUUUUUAUUAUUCACAAAUUAUUUUAAUAGCUUAAACAGAUCCAUGAUGCAAUUGUACCCGAAUGUGUACAUAUUUCACUCCGGUCUGAGUGUGUGAGAGAUUAUAUAAAUGUAGCAAACACUAAAUUGUACAUUAGUAAUAUUUUCAUUGUCGAAGUGUAAAUACCCGUACUUCAUCAGCCAUUAACAAGUGUACUUUCCUUCUUUUUUAUGGAUGAAACUGUCGGUUCUUCUUUUACUAAACGCAUGUAGACGAGCAUAGAAGUGUGCAGUGCAUUGUGUUUUUCACUAACAAAUUUUGUUGAAUAAUUUUAUUGUUUGAUGGACCGCUACAUUAUAUCAUGUUAGUUGAGGUUUUGCGGUUGUGUUCAGCUGUCUCCACCACUAGAGGGCGCAGAGGCUCUUUUUAAAACCAUAAUGGUUAAAUGAAUUAGAUUAACAUUAUUCUGUAGUUUGUUAGUCUGUAUAUGGCUUGAAAUAAAAUGAUUCCUGUACAUAUUUUCAGCUUAUCGAGUGGCCAACAAUGUCUUUUCUAGACCUUUCAUUCAAGCUUUGGGUCUGCAAUUCUUCAAUUCAUUAAAUGUGUCUGCUGUCAUGGAAGCAAUAAAAGCUUAACAUACAGUAUAAAUGAGCUAUAUUAAGACUUUUGGUGUGCAGCUUCUCAAUGAACAGAUUAAACACAGAUUGUGUAAAA